GGAUGCAACGGACCGCAUGACCCGUCAGGUCAAUCGACAGAAGCAGCAAGGCCUGAUGCACCGAGACCCAAGUGCCUUCUGUGACUCUCUCUCUCUCUCUCUCUCUCUCUCUCUCUCUGUCUCUCUCGCGGUGAUUGGUGUGCGUGAGAACGUUUCUUGGUGAAUCCGAAAGUGGAACGGACUGCUCCUCCGACUGCUCUGGCAAUUCCCUUCCGAUCCGAUCGCACUGACCGCCUGAAUCGACAAGAUUCACUUUGCCGCCGCGAGGACGAGAGAAAUCGCUAAGUCUUCAAGUUCCACGGAUAGUUGGGUAGCUUCGUGACGGAGGAAGGAAGAAAGCGAAACUGGAUCGCGUGGAUCGCGACUGUGAUCGAGGCCGGUCGCCCAGUUCCGGCGGAGCAGCGACACUAGGGCAGCGCAAUAAGUCAGGGACCAGGAAGCUUUUGGUAGUGGAGAACGUAUGGUUGCGUAAGUUCAGGAAGAAGCUGGCGGUGCGAGAUAAGCGACGAAGAAAGAGACUUCCCUCGCGGAAGAAGCCGGAGCUGCGCGGAGACAAAUAGAGAACAACGAGCAACGGUGAAACUGCGAGCAUUCUUGCAGGAUAAAUCCAGAAAGAAGAUCCGCGAGAGAAGAGCAAGUCCCCUAUUCUGAGAAACCGAGAGUGACAAAAGCAGAGGCACGGAAUCGCCCAAGAGAGGAAGCAACAGAAGCUCCGAGUUGCAUUCCGAGAGAAGACCAGGACUCAGUGAGGAGAAGUGACGAUGCUAUCGACGAUCUGAUCGUUCUUCUCGUGACGAAGGCCGAUCGUAGUUGAUCCGAUCAAGGGCGACCUUGAAGAAGAUGGUCACGAGGGCGCUACUGCUACUCUCGCUGGUCCUCCUCGGUGCCUUCGACGCCCCCGGCAUCGAGAGACCUCACGUCCGACACCUGGCGAUGGCCGGUAACGCCUGCAGCGCCUGCAGGAAGCACGAGGAGUACCGCAUAUUGAGUCUGGAGGUUAUCAAGGAGCAGAUCUUGAACAAGCUUGGCCUGAAGCAGGCGCCCAAUAUAACGGGUCGCGCCCUGCCGAGGAUUCCGCCGAUCUCGAAGCUGAUGGACAUGUACGGGAUGCAGGCCGAUCAGCCACCUGAGCCUGGUAUCGCGCAUCACGAGGAGUUCGACGAAUAUGCCGCGAAGACGGAGAGCGUCUUUGCCUUGGCGCAACCUCAUCAAAGGUUAAGGCAUUGGAAGAGCGGCAAUCUAGACGUGCUGUACUUUAAGUUCUCCGACAAAGUCGUGCAGCAUCGCGUCACCAGGGCAGAAUUAUCUCUGUGGAUAUGGGGUACGAAUCAGGAAAGCGGAGAGCACGGCGAGCCGAUCGACUUGGAGAACACGAAGAAUCAGGAGGCGGUGACGAUCACGCUGCAAAGGAUUCUCCGUGGCGCGGGCGAGUCGGGCCAGCCGCAGCUGGGGCCGGCCUUGACCACGAAGCACCCUCGGCCGAUCGGCCGCCGAGGUACUUGGGUGACAAUCGAGCUCAGACGAAUGGUGGCUGAGUGGUUCAAACAUCCCAGAGACAACCUGGGGGUGGCAUUGAAGAUCAUCGGCCCGGACGGCGCUCAUCGCAGGAACUCUCGGCUGGUCGAGACCAAUCCCGGCGCGGAGUACGCGCCGUAUCUCGAGGUGCAGACGCAGGAGCUCGACUCGCGAAGGGGCGCCAGGAUCAAGCGGAACGUGGGGCUCAACUGCGACGAGAGCAGCCAGGAGACUAGGUGUUGUCGAUACAAGCUGACGGUGGACUUUGAGAAGUUCGGCUGGGACUGGAUAAUCGCACCCAAGAAAUACGAUGCCAAUUACUGCUCAGGCGACUGUCCGAUGGCCUUUCUGCCGGCCUAUCCGGUCACGCACAUCGUCGGCUUGGCGGAACCGCCGAACAACACCGGACCGUGCUGCGCGCCCAGGAAGCUGUCCGAGAUCACGAUGCUGUACUUCGACAACGAGUAUCAGAUCGUGUUCUCGCGGUUGCCGGGCAUGGUCGUCGAGCGUUGCGGCUGCUCAUAGUCCAUCUUCGAGCCCGAGAGAACGAACGCGACGGGGACGACGCCGAGAGUGUCGCGCGAGAGGACGUCCCGCGAUUGUCUGCCGCCGAUCGGAACCCGGCGAUUGUCGUGGUCGUUGUCCUUGUCAGUCGUCGUCGCCGUGUCCUCGGCGAUUUCUCAUCCGAUAGACUGAAAGUGCCUUGUUCGGAAAAAGAGUCGAAACGGAGAGCGGUGUUGGGUGAUCUCUUUGGGGCGCGCGAAUAAGGGACGAAUAAGAGGGUGCGCGCAAAUGAGUAGACGCUCCGCUGGUGAUCCACCAGGGAAUCCUCCAAGACUGCGUGUGCUGGAUGCCGAGGGAGUCGAGGAAGGAAGGAAGGAAGGAAGGACUCGCUCGUGUCGUCAGCGAAUGCCAUCUCGACCGGUGGUCCAUAUAGUCCACGGCAAGGCGGAUAGUUCCUAGAGUCAUGGUAUUAUUUUUAAGACGCCGAUACGUUUGCACCCGAUCCGGACGAGUUCACAUCUCUUGCUGCCAGAAGGCGGGGGACACCGACCGGGGGACGUAAUUGCGAUGCUCACAGCACAUCGCCGCUGCACGAGUGUUAUGAUCCCGGCGUGGCUUCUGCCACGAGCAAGUACAAAGCUUUGUUGAGGCUGUCCGCGCCCCGACCCUCGCGAGACUUCGCACAGACGACGAAGGGGAUGCCGGCCAGGCCGUUGCAUCUAAGAGAGGUGCACUGUUGCCUCCAUUGUCUCUCGAUUUCGUUACUUUCCGAUUGGACGCAAGAUGCAUCACGUCGUCGCAACCGACGGAGGGCUUCGACGAUCGGUGGAAACGUGUCGGCUAAAAGAUCUCGGUGUACAGUAAACAAAAAUCGUUGUUUUUUUUCUAAUGUUUUUCUCCUCUCCCUUCCCCCUUCGUCUUUCUAUUAUAUUAUAAAUAUAUUUCUGUCAUUCUGACCGUUUUUUAGCGAAUUGUGAGAGCGCGUGUGUGUACGAGAGAGAAAGAGAGAAAGAGAGAGAGAAAGAGAGAAAGAGAGAGAGAAAGAGAGAGAGUGAGAGAAAAAGAGAGAGUGAGAGUGAGAGAGAAUGUGUGUGUCGAAUUAUGUAAAUAUAUAUAAUUAUGUCAUAACACAAGCAAAUGUGGCGUCGCUUCGCUGAAGAUCCCCGGGGCCUCGGUGGGGCCCCACGAAGAUGUUACUCAUAUAUCGGCGGAAAACUCUCUGUAGACUCCCUUUCCUCAACUUCUUCUAACGAACGCGUACAGCUCCGAGCGAGUUGUAGCUACACGCGGCCCGACACGCGCCCGAUCGCGCGCUCAGGACCGUUUUCUUGUUAUGUACACACACACACCGCGGCAACUGCAAAUUUCAUUCACGUUCUCCCUGUCACCGGUUAACGCGCGAUCGCGGAACAAGUAUUGAGCGUUUCUUUCUGAAGGGUAAACGUUACGCGCGCAACGCGGGCGAAGAAGACGCCCGGUUUUUCCGUAGAUUUUCUAAUAACUUAUGGUAUUAAUAGUUGUACUUGAACGCGUCGGGAGAUGCGCGCGCACGGUUGUUACGCCUCUUGGACGAACUGCCGUUUUCGUGUUUUGCUUUUCAUUAUUGCGAUGUGUAUCUCCUUCCCUUCACUUCACGCGACAUAUAGAUCGAGAGGAGAAAUUCGACGGGUAUCACCGUGCGAAAUUGAUCCUACUGACGUGACCGAGACCUGAGUUUCGUCGGUUUCCGUACAGACCCACGUUCCUGACCCGCUCCUAUGGAUUAUGUCACGACGACGGAGAAGGUCAGUGCCAUAACACGUAUAGACGUAUCCCCGACGCUUAAACACACAGUUUCAGUUAUAUAUAGCGAUUGAGGCCGAUGUGUGUGACUUCGACGAAUUCCGAUCUCCGUGCUCAAUUGCGGCAAUUGGCGAGGGGUGAGUCUUUGUCUCUCCCCUGUUCUAUCCUUGUCUGUUUUGGUUUCAAUUUUGCGACAUUGAGAAUUGAAUUCGUCGUAGUUCCUGUCGGCUCUUCAAUCCCUUAUUGUAAAGCGAUCGUCAGAAUCCGGGAACACGCUUGAAACGCAUCUAAUCGUUGUCGGAGUAACACCCAAUUUCACGUUUUUCCCCCUCGGCUUCGAGUCAAGUGCACUGUAGCUACAUUUUGUAAAAUAAUAUACGAUACACGAUCGAUUUGCGCACCGUCCCUGAACUUUAUGUGAUUGUAAAGGAAAGAAAAAAACCACACAUACACACACACACACACACACAUACACGCGAAUUUAUAAGAAAAAACACAAGAAAUAUACAUAAAUAUACAUAAAACUUUGCGAUUUUUAUAAAGCGAUCAUUAGGACGUAAGGGAAAACUUCUCGAGAAACCGAUUCUUUUGUAAUUCGUCCCUUUCCUAUCGAAGCUGUCCUCUAUCCUCCCAUUGUCGCCGUUUCUCCCGAUCGUUACGUUUCUCCCCCUCCCUCUCCCCCAUAUUUUUCCGUAUCUUCUAUUCUAUAACCGAGUCUCAAAUGUGGUUUGUCAAUGUAUGUGUGUAUGUGUGUGUGUGUGUUUAUGUGUGCGUGCGUGCAUGUGCGUGUAUGUGUGUGUGUACCGAUAAUUAAAAACUAAUGCAAUUAUGUAUCUUCCCAAUAUAUGGAUGAGGACGGCAGAAAAUGCAUACUUAUAUGUAUAAUGUGUACUUCCUAGAUAGGCAGCAUAGAUAGAAGAAUAUUUAUUCCAUGAAAUAAAUGGUUUUUCGAUGAA
Molecule: messenger RNA, 4757 nt
Organism: Odontomachus brunneus
Lineage: Eukaryota; Metazoa; Arthropoda; Insecta; Hymenoptera; Formicidae
Product: growth/differentiation factor 8
Exons: 3
Coding region: 841-2040 (399 amino acids)
Biological process (GO): SMAD protein signal transduction
Cellular component (GO): extracellular region
Molecular function (GO): growth factor activity; cytokine activity
Source: RefSeq, a predicted model, not a curated record